AUGGGGUGUGACCCAGACGCCUACACCAACAUGGAUGAACUAGUCGAGGAGUGUACCGAACAGCUCAGACAGCUCGAGCUCAAACCCACCCGCACAGAGAACCCGAUGAUCUAUCAUCUGGAUGUCAGUGCUAUGUACCCGAACAUCAUCCUGACUAACCGAUUGCAGCCCUCUGCGCUGGUGGACGAGGCCACAUGCGCCGUAUGCGACUUCAACCGUCCCGGUGCAGACUGUCAGCGAACUAUGGAGUGGAUAUGGAGAGGCGAAUACAUACCCGCAAGCAAACAAGAUUAUAAUCAGAUCAAACAGCAGUGUGAAAACGAGACGCACCCCCCACCAUCGUACAACAAGGACGGCCCUCGCAGAAGGUUCCACGAACUCAACGCCGUCGACCAAGCGAACACCAUCAAGAAACGACUGCAGGACUACUCAAAGGCGGCGUAUAAGAAAAUCAAAGUCACAACGCAACAAACCAAGGAGAGCACCAUCUGCAUGCGAGAAAAUUCCUUCUACAUCGAUACCGUACGCGCCUUCCGAGAUCGUCGCUAUGUCUACAAAGGCAAAAACAAGGAGUGGGGAGGCAAGCUCAAAGAGGCAUUGAGCGAGGGUGACCCCAUUGCGAUUACAAAGGCCAAAAAUAUG
Messenger RNA from Sphaeroforma arctica JP610, 642 nucleotides. RefSeq lists its product as hypothetical. The record is from RefSeq and is a predicted model, not a curated record. Gene Ontology annotation, biological process: nucleotide-excision repair, DNA gap filling; base-excision repair, gap-filling; DNA replication. Gene Ontology annotation, molecular function: DNA binding; DNA-directed DNA polymerase activity; single-stranded DNA 3'-5' DNA exonuclease activity. NCBI's taxonomy places the organism in Eukaryota, Ichthyosporea, Ichthyophonida. The annotation marks the transcript as partial. The transcript is spliced from 6 exons. Gene Ontology annotation, cellular component: epsilon DNA polymerase complex.